UUUUACCGUGGCGUUCUCAGCCUGAAAAGAGAGAUCCGUAAAUUAGCCCAGGAGGAUUGUGGGUAUGAAGAACCGACCAUUGCGAUGGCUUACAUCUAUUUUGAAAAGCUCGCCCUGCACGGUAAACUAGACAAGCAGAAUCGUAAACUUUGCGCCGGAGCCUGUAUCCUGCUCGCUGCCAAGAUAAGCAAUGACCUCAAGAGGCCGGAGGUCAAACACCUCAUAGAUAGACUGGAGGAGCGUCUGCGGCUGAGUCGCAGGGAUCUUCUAUCGCUGGAGUUUCCUGUGCUGGUGGCUCUCGAGUUUAAACUGCAUCUGCCUGAGCGCGAGAUCUUACCACACUACAGACGCCUCUGUCAGACCCCCUGAAUCCAGACCAGACCGGACCCUCAAGACCCGCAGCAUUCCUGCUCUUCAAUGUUUUAGAAGUUUG
Molecule: messenger RNA, 433 nt
Organism: Puntigrus tetrazona (Sumatra barb)
Lineage: Eukaryota; Metazoa; Chordata; Actinopteri; Cypriniformes; Cyprinidae
Product: CDK5 and ABL1 enzyme substrate 1-like
Exons: 2
Biological process (GO): regulation of cell cycle; nervous system development
Cellular component (GO): cytosol
Source: RefSeq, a predicted model, not a curated record